Molecule: messenger RNA, 1497 nt
Organism: Acipenser ruthenus (sterlet)
Lineage: Eukaryota; Metazoa; Chordata; Actinopteri; Acipenseriformes; Acipenseridae
Product: fatty acid hydroxylase domain-containing protein 2-like
Exons: 9
Coding region: 136-1128 (330 amino acids)
Biological process (GO): sterol biosynthetic process
Molecular function (GO): iron ion binding; C-4 methylsterol oxidase activity
Source: RefSeq, a predicted model, not a curated record
CCAAUCGCUGGCCACACAGGUGACUCCACCGCCACAAAAAACACUGUGAUCUGUCAACAUUACAGUGAAGGGAACAGCGCACAGGGCAAUCGGGAUAAACAAGACAUCUACAGCUGAAUCAACAAGGGAAAGGACAUGAAGAGACGGGCUGUGGCUGCAGAGUCUGCGAGACAGACAGGACAGGUGUGGGACUCAUUGAAGAAGGCUGCCUUUGUUCUGGGCUCUGGGCUUUUCAUCUUGGUUGCGUUCAGGAACUCCGUCACUUGGCACCUGCAGCGGUUCUGGGGAGCGUCGGGGGAUUUCUGGCAGACGCAGUGGGGGAAGCUGCACAGCCUGUUCAGAGGCCAUGAGGUGGCACUGUUCUUCCUGGGGACCAUGCUGGCUCCUACCAUCGCAUUCUGGUCCUUUAACGCAAUGCUCAUGCUGGCCGACGCGACUGGAGUCCCUGCCUUCAUCACCCGCUACAGGAUUCAGAGGGACAGGAACAAUCCGGUUGAGCCAGCGAAGCUGUGGCAGGCUGUGAGGACAGUUCUGUUUAAUCAGUUCUGCCUCUCUGUUCCCAUGGUGAUGCUCAUGUAUCCCAUCAUGCAAUGGAGAGGAAACCCAUGUGGACCGGAGCUGCCUACCUUCCACUGGGCGCUGCUGGAGAUCGCCAUCUUCGGGCUGAUGGAAGAGAUUAUGUUCUACUACUCACACAGGUUGUUCCAUCACCCGGCUCUGUACAAGCAUUUCCAUAAGGUGCACCACGAGUGGACGGCCCCAAUCGGAGUGGUGGCUCUCUAUGCCCAUCCUGUAGAGCACGUGUUAUCCAAUAUGCUGCCUCCCAUGCUCGGUCCCAUGUUAAUGGGCUCCCACGUUGCCACCACCACGCUGUGGUUUUGCGUGGCUCUGGUGAUCACCAGCAUAUCACACUGUGGGUACCACCUGCCCUUCCUGCCCUCUCCCGAAUUCCACGAUUUCCAUCACCUCAAGUUUAACCAGUGCUAUGGAGUGCUGGGGGUUCUGGACAGACUGCAUGGCACAGAUACUGUCUUCAAGAAGACCAAAGCGUACGAGCGCCACACCCUGCUGCUCAACCUCACACCUCUCUCGGAGAGCAUCCCAGACACCCCCAAGCAGGGAGAGUGAACUGUGAGCCUGGAGGACAACGCACUCACGCUGGGGGACAUACGACCACGUGGACCAUCUUUUAAAUUUCAUACAUUUUAUAAAUCAGUAAGCUACAGUUUAAACAGCAAUAUGAUGUGAACAAACUGCUGGUAUCCUUCUGGGCCUUUGUCUGUCACAUUUCAUGACUUUUUAUAUUAAUAAUAAUAAUAAUAAUAAUAAUAAUAAUAGUUACUUUUUAAAUGUAAUUUCUCGAUUGAUCUGUUAUGUAUGCUUUCAUGGGGCAGUGUUUGUAUAAAUCCCUACAAUGCCAUUCUCUUACAUUUCAACAAUUGAGAUGUAAAGCACUUUAGAAAUCACUUAUAAGCUAAAUAAACCAGAAAGCACUUA